Messenger RNA from Peronospora farinosa, 1674 nucleotides. Lineage: Eukaryota; Oomycota; Peronosporomycetes; Peronosporales; Peronosporaceae. The record is from the annotation of a GenBank genome assembly.
AUGCAGCUUCGAUUCCCAUUACCGGUAGGGUACUUUGCCAAGUUUGACUUGCUUUCGAAUGAAGUGCAUCACUAUCGGACGCUAGCGAGCGAAAUUGUCCGGGAGACAAAGGGAGAUUUGGAACACUACGUUAAGGAAGGUCGCAACCUCAUCGAAGGACAAACGUGGAAGCUCGCCAAGUCAAAGGAACGUCUGCAUUGCUAUCGAAAGCGUAAUGCUCAAGCUUCGCUCGGGCUUCACGGCAAUGCAGGAUCUGGAUCUGGUGGAGAUGACUCGAUCAGUGUUCCUUCUCGUUCGCGUCCGUCAGUUAGUAGCACGCGUGCUCGUAGUUAUUCUGGUCACGAAAGCGUGGACGGUUUGUCGAACUGGUCCUCAAACGACGGCGAGCUGAGUCGUAAGGGCAUGAAACCGACUGUGAUCGGCUAUGGCAUUGUGGACGGCAACAUGGACGACUUAGUUUAUGGUCUGUACCAGUCGUCGACCGACGAGAUGAAGACGCUGGCGGCUUUUCUGGGCGACGAUUCGCUGAUUGAUUGCGCAGUGCUAAACACUAUAAGGCAGACACGUUCAUCAUAUCUUGGACUAAAGUGGAAGCUAUCUCGUACGGUAGGUGGCAACCGAGACUGCUGUUACAUGGAUUAUAUCGGCGUAUCGAUGGAUGCCAACGGCCAGCGCUUUGGAUACCACGUCCUGGAGUCUGUCGUCGUUCGCAACUGCCCUCAGUUUGAUGACAACUCUAUCGUUCGCACCAAUGUGUCCUUGUGCUUUAUCUUCCGACCAGGAAGAUUGUCGGAUCAGGUAGAAGUGUUUAUGGAAGGCGCCUACGACUCAUCGGCUGAUGUACUCACGGCUGGAGGUGUAGGCGACUAUCGCAGCACGAUGGAUAUGCUGUUUAACCUUCCGUCUGCAUUGAUAGGAGCCGAGGCGAAGAAGAUUUCUGCCAUGGUAGCUAUUCAGUCUGGAGCUCUGCGUGGCUCGAGCAGCAAGAACCAGAGUGGCAACCACUGCUCUAUCUGUCGGGCAAAGUCAAAUUUGUUGUUCUCACGCUUUAACUGCCAGACAUGCGGCGCAAACGUAUGUAGCAGGUGUCGCGUCCGGAAGGUGACGUUCUCUCAUCGAGGCAAUAUUAAGAUCUCUUGCUGCAAGAUGUGCCUGGUCAUGGUCAAGGACCAAUCGCCAUUUGCCGGCGAACAGCUUGAUGAGCAGCCGGCAAAGCCAAAGAAGGUGUUUUGUAAGGAUAGCAGCAGUAGAAACGGCAGCACGAGCAGCAAUAGCAUCAGCCUUGAUGAAGUCAAUGCCUCCGUCACGACGAUGUCCCUCACCGACUCCGAGUUCUCGUUGUCGUCCCAGUCGUGGCAAUCCAAUUCACUGUCGUCAUUGCAGUCGGACCACGACGACAGCUUCUACAGUUCGAAUGACCCUAGUGCUGCAAUAGUUCCGCUUGAUCGCAAGAUGCCAGCGCUAAUGGAAAGUGAAAUGUCACCGCGCGCACCUAUGACCUACCAGAUCGAGCAGCAGCGGAUAAAGCAGAACGCUAACUGGAGUAUUCCGAGUCGGCGACAGCCUGCUACCCGCGAGGAUCUGUACAAUCAAAUGCUAGAGCUUCAGAUGCAAGCUGAGCGGGCCUACAACCUGACCAACCAGAACGCUAAUAUGAUGAAUUCGGGGCGAUAG